This is a messenger RNA of Closterium sp. NIES-65, 1317 nucleotides long. NCBI's taxonomy places the organism in Eukaryota, Viridiplantae, Streptophyta, Zygnematophyceae, Desmidiales, Closteriaceae. The record is from the annotation of a GenBank genome assembly.
AUGGACGUGGACAUGGACGUGGACGUGGUCAUGGACGUGGACAUGGACGUGGACGUGGACGUGGACGUGGACAUGGACAUGGACGUGGACAUGGACACGGACGUGGACAUGGACGUGGACAUGGACGUGGACGUGGACGUGGACAUGGACGUGGACGUGGACGUGGACAUGGACGUGGACAUGGACGUUGACGUGGACGUGGACGUGGACGUGGACUUGGACGUGGACCUGGACGUGGACGUGGACGUGGACGUGAACGUGGACAUGGACGUGGACGUGGACGUGGAUGUGAACGUGGACGUGGACCUGGACGUGGACGUGAACGUGGACACAGACGUGGACGUGGACGUGGACCUGGACGCGGACAUCGACGUGGACGUGGACCUGGACGUGGACAUGGACGUGGACGUGGACCUGGAGGACAUGGACGUGGACAUGGACGUUGACGUGGACGUGGACGUGGACGUGGACUUGGACGUGGACCUGGACGUGGACGUGGACGUGGACGUGAACGUGGACAUGGACGUGGACGUGGACGUGGAUGUGAACGUGGACGUGGACCUGGACGUGGACGUGAACGUGGACACAGACGUGGACGUGGACGUGGACCUGGACGCGGACAUCGACGUGGACGUGGACCUGGACGUGGACAUGGACGUGGACGUGGACCUGGACGUGGACGUGGACGUGGACGUGGAUGUGGACGUGGACGUGGACGUGGACGUGGAGGUGGACGUGGACGUGGACGUGGACGUGGACGUGGACGUGGAGGUGGACGUGGACGUGGACGUGGACGUGGACGUGGACGUGGACAUGGACGUGGACGUGGACGUGGACGUGGACAGGGACACGGACGUGGACGUGGACACGGACGUGGACACGGACGUGGACGUGGACGUGGACGUGGACGUGGACGUGGACAUGGACGUGGACGUGGACGUGGAGGAGGACAUGGACGUGGACAUGGACGUGGACGUGGACGUGGACGCGGACGUGGACGUGGACGUGGACGUGGACGCGGACAUCGACGUGGACGUGGACAUGGAGGUGGACGUGGACGUGGACGUGGACAUGGACGUGGACGUGGACGUAGACAUGGACGUGGACGUGGACGUGGAGGACUUGGAUGUGGACAUGGACGUGGACGUGGACGUGGACAUGGACGUGGACAUGGACGUGGACGUGGACGUGGACAUGGACGUGGACGUGGACGUGGACAUGGACGUGGACGUGGACGUGGAUGUGGACGUGGACAUGGCCGUGGACGUGGACGAGGACGUGGACGUGGACAUUGUCGGAGUCUGUCGGAGUGUGUGA